Molecule: messenger RNA, 13504 nt
Organism: Phacochoerus africanus (Common warthog)
Lineage: Eukaryota; Metazoa; Chordata; Mammalia; Artiodactyla; Suidae
Gene: ALMS1
Product: ALMS1 centrosome and basal body associated protein
Exons: 23
Coding region: 14-13393 (4459 amino acids)
Biological process (GO): regulation of centriole replication
Cellular component (GO): cytosol; centrosome; centriole
Source: RefSeq, a predicted model, not a curated record
GCGAGCCGCCAACAUGGAGCCCGAGGACCUGCCGUGGCCGGGGGAGCUUGAGGAGGAGGAGGAGGCGGAGAACUUGGAUGAGGACGAGGUGGUGAUGGUGGAGGAGAUGGAGGAAGAGGAGGGGCGGGACCUGGACGCGGACUUGAACUACGACAGUCAGCGUCGGGAAAGUACGGACGACGAGGACGACGAGGAGGCCAAGGCCUGGCUGCAGGCGCAUCCCAGCGGGGCUUUGCCUCUGCCGCCACUGCCGAGGCACCGCUACUCGGAGGGCGAGCUGACCAGUCCGAAGGUUAUUCCAUUGACCUGUCAUGUAUGGCAACAGCCAUCAUAUCAAGACAAUAAUGAAACACAGGUUUCUGAUAUGAUUGUGGUCUCUUUGGAAGAAAAAGCUCAGUGGGCUUCCGGGGAUGAUCAGAGAACAGAAUCUUGGCAUUGUCUUCCUCAAGAAAUGGACUCUUCCCACACCUUGGAUACUACCCAGACCAGGUUUAAUGUGAGAGAGAAAGGGACUGAAGUGACAAACUUCCCUUCUCUGGAGGAGGGUAUAUUGACCAAAUCAGAAAAUCAAGUGAAGGAGCCCAGCAGAGAUCUCUUAUGUUCUCCAUUGCUAGUCAUACAAGACAAUUUUGCUUCUCCUGAUUUGCCUUUGCUGACAUGUUUGACAAAAGAUCAAGAGUUUGGGCCUGAUUCUUUAUUUCACCAAAGUGAACUAGAUUUUGCACGUCUGAGGGGAAUUCCUGGUAAGUCUGAAGACACUGAAUGGUUUUCUCGACCGUCGGAAGUUAGUGAAGCUUUAUUCCAGGCAGCCUCAGAAGUAGCUUCAGACUUAGUUAGCUUUAGUGUAUCCCAGCACCCACUUAUAGGUAGUGAAGCUGUCGAGUCUCAGCGAUCUUUAUUAACUCCAGAACAAAGAACUAAAGAAGAGACUGUUGCAUCUGAUACACUCGAUGAACUGAAAACCCAUAAAGACUCUGAUAGUUAUGAUGCUCUUUGUUCAUAUAUGUUAUGGAAGACACAAGAAGUUAUACAGGAGCCAAGAACAAAUUUAGCUGAUGUUUCAACUGCAUCUGAUACAAGUGAUGAAUACAUAACUCCUAAAGGAAGUGACAGUUUUGAUGCUUCUUGUUCAUAUGCGCAGUUUUGGCAACAGGAAGCUUUACAACAGUCAGAAAAAUAUUUAACCAGGAAGGACCAUGAUUCUUACUCAGAUUCAUCUGACCUAAUUGAUAAAAGUAAAAUUCCCAAGGCAAGUGACAGUUUUAGUGCCCCUUUUUCAUAUAUGCAAUGGAGCAAGCAGGGAGCUUCACACCACCCAGAAAUAGGUCUAAUCAGUAAGGACCAUGUUUCUUUUUUACAUGAAGUUACUCCGCCUUUUAACAAUAAAAUGUCACAUUCUUUCUUGCAUUGCUUUUUGGAAAGAGGAGGAAGAGGGGUUCCCUUAACACCUGAUAGUCAUUCUAAGAGUGUUUAUUUAAGAGCUCCCACUGAGAGUGAGGUGAAACAGCAGAUGGAUUCUUUGGAGGGUUAUGAAAGAGAUGAAGACAAUCUGGGGAAAGGAGUAUCUCAAUGUUUUGAACUAAAGGAGAACAGAAAUACUUUAAUGUUUUCAGGCAUGCAUCCCAGCUCUUCAGAAAUACAAUAUAUUGAAAAUGUUUUUCCUGAUAAUUCUGUAAAAGUGUCAGAAGGACAUACACUCUGCAGGGGGCAUGACAGCUCUAUGAUUGAGGCUUCUGUUGGUCCUCUUCAGACUAGUAAAUCCAACUCAGAUGAGACAGCAGAACAACUGUAUUUUCAAGAAGAAAAAGACCAGAAGGCAACUUCAGCUUUUGGUGGGAAAAAUGUUGAUGUUACUGAAAAUAUAGCUUUUCAGGCAGUUAUUGCCUCUAUUGAGCCUUCCAAGAAAGAGAGUACAGUAAAUGAAAUCCAAACUGACAUCAGUAAAUCUUCAACAAAUGACAGCCAAGAAAGUGAACAAAAAAAUCCAGAUCUUUUCCUAUUAAAUUAUGAUGAAAAUUCUUUCUUUGAUAAACUUAAUCAUUCAUGCUAUCAGUCUACUCCUGGGGUGUUUGAAUCAGUAGCUUCAAAACCAUCGUUGUAUAAAAAAGAUGAUGGUGAUAGCUCCUUGUACUGGCAUCCUGAUUUAAAAUCACUCCCCUCUGCUCCUCAGGAAAUAUUCAUUAAGCCAGUUUCUCUUAUUCCAGAGCUUAAGUCUUCUUCUUUAAGUGAAAAAUCUGUCAGACAGGCUGUUGAUCUUGGCAAAACACAGCCAGCUUUAUUUCAGGAUGAUAUAGACAGUGAACUAUUUCUUCCCAUUGGGAAGAUAAAGUCUGUUUCUGCUCUUGACCUUGCAGAGAAGUUAGGAUCUUCAAACAUUAUUUAUCCAAUGAAAGUAUGGACUUCAGAUUCUUUGGUUUUACAAGAAUUAAAGCCGCAAACAUUUGAAGAAGUUGCAGAUUCCUCAAACUAUACUUUGGGUAAGAAUGUAAACUCUAGUAACAUCAUUGAAGGUCCAUCUGCAGCUGUAGGAGGCAGCUUUUCAGCAAACUUGGUGGCAUGUGAUGCAAAGUCACAAGAUAGUUUACCAAUAAUCAGUGAUGCAUCAGCUGCAGUCGGCCAAGAGACCUUGCUGAAAGCUAAUAUAGGCCCAGGUGAAAUUCCUUGGCCUAUGGGAGCCAAAUCCAGUUUUACUAUACAUACAGUUAUGCAAAAUGACUCCUAUUUUGUAGAGGGCCUGCAGGGGAAGGCUGAAUCUGACAUCUGUACUUUGGAUGCUGCUGCUGAAUGCUGUAGCCUAGAUGAAAAUGCUGUUGUAUGCAGUAAAAGAGUUGCUGAACUACAAAGAGAGAUAUGUGGCCAAGGUGACUUGACCAGUGAGUGCACUGAGCUAGCAGGUUUAAAAAAUUUACUUGAUGAUCUAGAGAUCUGUGACAGCUCCCCGCACUGGCAGUCUUCUGUACAGCUACCAUCUAAGGAAGAGAGCAGUUGUGAAGUUCCUGUAGGUCCUUCUGAUACAGACAUCAAUCAAUCAUUUUCAUCUGCAUUGCCUCCAUUUGUUCCUCAUGAGUCAACUAGAGAGUUGGAGUAUCAUUCUGCAGAUCUCAGAAUGUUGAGAGUAUCUCCUGACACUGUGCCAGGGACUCUCAAGCACUUAACAGGAGAUACUUCCAAAGGAGGUGUACUUGAAAUUCCUCAAUCCACCUUUAAAUCAGGCAUCACUACCACUCCUGAAGAUUCAGAUACUGGAUCUCAUUUAUCCUUGUCCUCUGAGGACUUUCCUGAGUUGGCUCUAAGGUCUCCUCAAGUGAAGAAUAUUGGUCAAUAUACUGAUACUCUCAACCAACAGACAUUGACAGACAAGCAUCUAACUGAAGAAACUCUAAAAAUUUCAACCAUUCCUGGACUUGUUGACCAGAAGACUGGAAUACCUCCAAGUUCCUACUUACUUGGAGAAAAGCACAGUAUUUUCUAUCCACAGGCCUUGCCAGAUGGUCAUCUACCUGAAGAGGCUCUGAAAGCUUCAAUUCUUCCUGUACCAACUGAUCAGAAGACUGGAAUACCUACAGUUCCUGCUGGUUCCUACUCACCUGAGGAAAAGACUGGAAUUUUCUACCAACAAGGCUUGCCAAGCAGUCAUCUUCCUGAAGAGGCUCUGAAAGUUUCAGUUCUUCCUGGACCAGCUGAUCAAAAGACUGGGUUACCUACUGUGUCCUCUACUUCUUACUUACAUGGAGAGAAACCCCAUAUUUUCUAUCAGCAGACACUGCCAGAAAGUCAUUUAACUGAACAGGCUCUGAAAGUUUCAGCUGCUUCUGGACCCCCUGAGCAGAAGACUGGGAUUCCUACCAUACCCUCUACUUCUUAUGCACAUCGACAGAAGCCCAGUGUUUUGUAUCAGCAAGAGUUGCCAGACAGUCAUCUAACAGAACAGGCUCAGAAAAUUUCGGCUCUUCCUGGAUUGGCUGAGCAGAAGUCUGGGAUAUCAGCAGUAGCUUCUGCUUCCUAUCCUCAUAGAGAGAAGCCCAGUGUUUUGUACCAACAGGAGUUGCUAAACAGUCAUCUAAUUCAACAGGUUCAGCAGGUUUCAGCUGUUCCUCUACCUCCUGAGCAGAAGACUGGGUUUCCUGCCAUACCCUCUACUUCUUACUCACAUGGAGAGGAGCCUAGUGUUUUAUACCAACAAGAGUUGCCAGAUAGUCAUCUAAUUCAGCAGAUUCAGCAAGUUUCAGCUGCUCCUGGAUUGGCUGAGCAGAAGACUGGGAUUCCUAGAGUACAAUCUAGUUCCUAUUCUCCUAGAGAGAAGCCCAGUAUUUUGUACCAACAAGAGUUGCCAGAUAGUCAUUUAAUUCAACAGGUUCAUCAAGUUUCAGCUGCUCCUGGAUCCCCUGAGCAGAAGACUGGGAUUCCUACCAUACCCUCUACUUCUUAUUCACAUCGAGAGAAGUCUCAUAAUUUCUACCAGCAAGAGUUGCCAGACAGUCAUCCCACAGAACAGGCUCAGAAAGUUUCAGCUGCUCCUGGAUUGGCUGAGCAGAAGACUGAGAUAUUGACAGUACCAUCUAGUUCCUACUCAUACAGAGAGAAGCCCAGUAUUUUGUACCAACAAGAGUUGCCAGAUAGUCAUCUAACAGAACAGGCUCAGAAAGUUUCAGCUCUUCCUGGAUUGGCGGAGCAGAAGACUGGGAUAUCAACAACACCUUCUGCUUCUUAUCCUCAUAGAGAGAAGCCCAGUAUUUUGUACCAACAAGAGUUACCAGACAGUCAUCUAAUUCAGCAGGUUCAGCAAGGUUCAGCUGCUUCUGGACCCUCUCAGCAGAAGACUGGGAUUCCUACUCUAUCCUCCACUUACUCACAUCAAGAGAAGCUUCAUAUUUUGUACCAACAAGAGUUGCCAGACAGUCAUCUAACAGAACAGGCUCACAAAGUUUCAGCUGCUCCUGGAUUGGCCAAGCAGAAAACUGGGAUAUCGAUAGUACCUUCUGCUUCCUUUCCCCAUAGAGAGAAGCCCAGUAUUUUGUACCAACAAGAGUUUCCAGACAGUCGUCUAAUUGAACAGACUCAGCAAGUUUCAGCUGCUCCUGGGUUGGCUGAGCAGAAGACUGGGUUUCCUACCAUACCCUCUACUUCUUACUCACAUCAGAAGACGGCUCGUACUUUCUACCAGCAAGAGUUGCCAGACAGUCAUCUAACUGAACAGACUCAGCAAGUUUCAGCUGCUCCUGGAUUGACCGAGCAGAAGACUGAGAUUCUUACCAUACCCUAUACUUCUUACUCACAUAUAGAGAAGCCCAGUAUUUUCUACCAACAGGAUUUGCCAAAUAGUCAUCUAACUAAAGCUCACAAGGUUCCAGCUGAUCCUGAACUAGCUCACCAAAAGAGUGGGAUACCAAUAGCACCCCCUGCUUUCUACUCACAGAGGGGAAAGACCAGUCUCUUUCAUCAGCAGGAGUUGCCAGAUAGUCAUCUAAGUGAUCAGACUCAGAAAAUUUCAGCUAUUUCUGGACCAGUUGACCAGAACACUGUAAUACAGACAGUACCUUCUAGUUCCUACUCACAUAGGGAGAAACCCAUUAUUUUUUACCAGCAGGAGUUACCGGAUAGACAUCUAACUGAAGAGGCUCUAAAAGUUUCAGCUGUUCCUAGAACAGUUGACCUGAACACUGGGAUACCAACAAGGUCUUCCAGGUCCUACUCAUUUGGAGAGAAGCCAGGUAGUAUUUUCUACCAACAGGUAUUACCAGAUUGUCAUCUAACUGAAGAGGCUCUGAAAGUUUCAUCUGCGUCUAGACCAAGUGACCAGAAGACUGGUAUACUCUCAGUACCUGCUAGUUUCUACUCUUAUAGAGAGAGGCCCAGUAUAUUCUCCCCACAAGCCUUGCCGGGCAGUCAUCCAUCUGAAGAGGCUCUGAAAGAUUCAGCUUCUCCUGGACUAGCUGACCAGAAGACUAGGACGUUAGAAUCUUCUAGUUCCGACUUACAUAGAGAGAAAUCCAGUAUUUUCUACCAACAGGAGCUGCCAGACAGUCAUCUAGCUGGAGAGACUCGGAAAGUUUCAGGUGUUUCUGGACCAGGUGACCAAAAGACUGGGAUACCUAUAGUAUCCUCUGCUUCUUACUCGCAUAAAGAAAAGCCCAUUAUUUUAUACCCGCAAGCCUUGCCAGAUAGGCAUCUUAUUGAAGAGGCUCUGAAUGUUUCAACAGAUCCUGGCCCAGCUGACCAGAAGACUGGGAUACCUGUAGUAACCUCUCCUUCCUACUCACAUAAAGAGAAGCCCAUUAUUUCCUACCAGCAGGCCUUGUCGGACAGUCAGCUCACUGUAGAGGCCCUAAAAGUUUCAGGUGCUCCUAGAUCAGCUGCCCAGAAGACUGGGAUACCUAUAGUUCCAUCUAGUUCCUAUUCAUAUAGAGAGAGGCCCAUCAUUUCUUACCAGCAGGAGUUGCCAGAUCUUACUCAAGUGGCUUUAAAAAUUUUAGAGGUUCCUGGACCAGCUGACCAGAAUAUUGGGAUAACAGCAGUACCUUCUCCUCCUUAUUCACACGGAGAAAAGCCCAUCAUUUCCUACCAGAAAGAGUUGCCAGAGCCUAAUGAAGAUUCUUUAACACAUAUGGGGGUUCCUGGGCAAGCAGACCAGACCACUGGUAUACAAACUGUGCCCCCUGCUUCCUAUUCACGUAGAGAGAGCCCCUUAUUUUCUUACCAGAAGGAGUUGCCAGAUGUUACUGAAGAAACUUUGAAAGUUUCAGCUGUUCCUGGACUAGUUGACCAGAAGAUUGGGUUACAAACAAUCCCCCCAGGUCCCCACUCAUAUGGAGAGAAGGCGAAUGUUUUUUACCAGCAGGAGUUGCCAGAUCUUACUGAAGAAGCUUUGAAAAUUUUUGCUCUUCCUGGGCCAGCUGACCAGAGUAAUGAGAUACCAACAGGACCUUCUGGUUCUUACUCACAUAAAGAAAAACUCAAGAUUUUACCAGAUGACCAAAAGACUGAAUUACCAUUAGCUCCCCCUAGUUCCUACUCACAUAGAGAGAAGCCCAGGACUUCUACUGUGAUCGGACCAGACGACCAGAAGACUCCAUUACUGACAGGAGUUCCUAAUUCUUAUUCUCAGAGAGUAAAAUCCAGUAUUUUCUAUGAACAGCAGUUACCAGAUAGACAUCAAAGUGGAGAUAUACUGAAGAUUUCACCUAUUGCUGAACCAACUGAUGUGAAUUCUCAGCUACCAAUACCUCUUUCUAGCUCGUAUUCACACAGAGAGAAAUCUAAUAUUUUCUAUCCAGAGGAAUUGCCAGACAAACAUCUAACUGGAGAUGCACUGAAGGUUUCAACAAUUCCUGGACCAGCUGACCAAAAAACUGUGUUACCAGCCAUUCCUUCUAGUUCCUUUUCAUACAGAGAGAAACCAGUUGUAUUCUACCAACAGGAUUUGCCAGAAAGACGUCUAACCGAAGAGAACCUGAAGUUCUCAAGUAGUCUUGGGCAAGCUGAUCAGAUUACUGGGUUAUCAACAGUUCCCUCUGGUACUUAUUUACAUAGUGAGAAGCACAAACUUGUUUCAGACCAUGUCCAAAGGCUAAUAGAUAAGUUGGAGUCUCCGAACUCCAGUGUUAUCUCAAACAAUAUGCCUUUAAGUUCUCGGGCUGAUGGUGGAGUUGUAAUAAGUCAGACAGAAUCUUUAGGUUUUGAAGAUGUUGGCUCUGAGGAAGUCCGGGGUACAGAAAACAGUUCCAGAACUCUUAAAGAGAUUCAGACACUUCUAAUGGAAGCAGAAAAUAUAGCACUGAGACGAUGCAAUUUUCCUGUCCCUGUUCCCCUUGUCCCUUUCAGAGAUGUUAGUGAUAUUUCAUUUAUAAAAUCUAAGAAGAUGGUUUGCUUCAAGGAACCCCCUACGACUGAUGAAUCUAAUGGUGAUUUGUCUCAGAGACAGCCAUUCGCAGAAGAAAGCCCAAGCAACAAGUGCAUACAGAAGGAUAUUAGCACACAGACGAAUCUGCAGUGCCAGAGGGGCACUGAAAAUUGGGAGUUUAUUACUUCAACUACAGUUAGAAAUCCUUUACAGGAAGCAGAAAGCAAAGCCAGAGUGGCAUUAGAUGAAACCCUUAGGCAAUGUAAAGCAGCCAACUCUGUCAUGAGAUCUGAACCCGAAAUGUAUAGUGGAAGCUUUGGGAAUAAGAUUGUUAUCCCGAUGAUGACUAUCAUUAAAAGUGACUCAAGUAGUGAUGCAAGUUCCUGCUCGUGGGACAGUAAUUCCUUGGAGUCAGUUUCUGAUGUUCUUCUAAAUUUCUUUCCAUGUUCCACACCCAAGACCAGCAUGACAGAUAGCAGAGACGAAGAGGGUCUGUUGGAGAGUGAUGAUGGUGGUGGCAGCAGUGUAGAUUCACUGGCUGCGCACGUGAAAAAUCUUCUGCAGUGUGAAUCCUCUUUGAACCAUGCUAAACAAAUACUCAGAAAUGCAGAGGAAGAGGAAUCACGGGUACGAGCACGAGCCUGGAAUCUGAAGUUUAAUAUGGCUCAUGAGUGUGGCUACUCCAUUUCAGAAUUAAAUGAAGAUGACAGGAGAAAAGUAGAAGAGAUCAAAGCAAAGUUGUUUGGUCAUGGGAGAACAACCGACUUGUCCAAGGGCUUACAGAGUCCACGGGGAAUAGGAUGCCAUCCGGAAGCUGUAUGUAGUCACAUUAUUAUUGAGAGCCAUGAGAAAGGAUGUUUCAGGACUCUAACUGCUGAACGACCACAGCUGGACAGCCGCCCUUAUGUUUUCAGAUCUGCUGACUCCUCAGAAAUGAUCAGAGGACAACGGAGUCCAUCAUCAUGGAGGAACAGGCACAUCAACCUUUCCAAGUCUUUAGACCAGAGCGCCUCCCAUUUCAGAGUUUGGAAUUCCUUGCAGUUACAAAGUCCUUCCCCAUUUCAGAACUUUAUAGCUGAUGACUUGAAAAUUAGCAAGGGUCUUCGAAUGCCAUUCCGUGAAAAGUUGGACCCUUGGCUGUCAGAAUUAGAACCUGCUUGUGUGCCACCUGAAGAAAUGGAUUGUCAUUCUUCAUCACAAAUGCUGCCCCCAGAACCCAUGAAAAAGUUUACUACCUCCAUCACUUUCUCAUCUCACCGACAUUCUAAAUGCUUUUCAGAUUCCUCUUUUCUUAAGGUUGGUGUUACUGAAGGUAGCCAGUGUACUGGAGCAUCUUUGGGGGUAUUUAAUUCUCAUUUCACUGAAGAGCACAAUCUUCCUAGAGAUCUAAAACAGGAAAACUCUUUCCCUUCGUCAUUUAAAACCAUUAGUCAGUCACCAGAUAAAGCUAUGACUCUUUUAGCAGAGAAUAGUAGGCAAGGUCAAAAAUUAUCUGUUGAACAUUCUCACCAAGAAGAAAAGCUCUUAGAAAGAUCCGAUUUUAAAGGCAGUCAUUCUAAGCCCGGUACCAGUGCAAAUGAUAGCAAUUUCAAGGAAGUUCAUUUUGCUGAUAACCAUACCCUCAUUAGCAUGGGUAGACCAAGUUCUACACUAGGAGUAAAAGAGAAGAAUGUAAUUAUAACUCCAGACCUUCCUUCGCACAUUUUUCUUGAACAAGAGCUCUCUGAACAAAGCAAAGCCCCACAUGCAGAUCACCAUGUGAGAAAACACCAUUCUCCCCCUCCUCAGCACCAGGAUUAUGUAGCUCCAAAUCUUCCUUGUCGUAUUUUUCUCGAAGAACGAGAACUCUUUAAACAAAGCAAAGCCCCACAUGUAGAUCAUCAGAUGAGAGAAAACCAUUCUCCCCUUCCUCCGAGUCAGGAUUUUAUAGCUCCAGACCUUCCUUCUUCCAUUUUUCUUGAGCAACGUCAGCUCCUUGAACAAAGCAAAACCCCAGACGUAGAUCACCACAUGAGAAAACACCAUUCUCCUCUUCCUCAAUGUCAGGAUUAUGUAGUAGAAAGGAAUAAUCAGCAUAAGCCUAAAUUACACAUUUCUGAUAUGAUAAAUGUUGAAGCCAAAUUCAGUGAUGUGGUCUCCCCAUCAGCCCCAGUAGUAACAUCUGCAUCUACUCCACCUUCAAAUAGAAAAGCACUUUCUUGUAUUCGAAUAACUCUUUGUCCCAAGACUCCUUCCAAAGUGGAUAGUGGAACCUUAGAUAAAAGAAUUCACUCUUUGGAUCCUGCCUCUAAAACAAGGAUGAAUAGUGAGUUUAACUCUGACCUACAAACUGUAUCUCCAAGAUCAUUGGAACCAACCUCCAAAUUACUGACCAGUAAACCUAUAGCACAGGAUCAAGCAUCUUUAGGUUUCCUAGGACCUAAGUCUUCACCGGACCUCCAAGUUGUACAGUCUCCUCUUCCAGAUAGUAAUAUUACUCAGGACUUGAAAAUCAUACCUUUUCAGAAUAGCCAGAUAGUAACCUCAAGGCAAACCCAAGUGAACAUUUCAGAUUUGGAAGAAUAUUCCAAUCCAGAAGGGACUCCGAUAUCUGCAGAUCGAUCACCAGAGGAGAUUAAGACCUUGUUCUCUCCCUUCUCCGGAAAAUUGUCAUCUGAUGCAGUCACUCAGAUAACAACAGAAAGUCCAGGAAAGGCCGUGUUUUCAUCUGAGAUUUUUGUUAAUGCUAAAGAUCGUGAACAUGAAAUUCCAGAACUCACUACCCAGAAGGUGGGCAAAGGUCUUGUCAAGUUUGCUUCAUCAUCUUCAGUCCAACAGAUUACUGUUCCUCAUAGCACAGAUGUCCAGCCUUUACUGUUGCCAUAUAAACCUUCUGGUAGUACGAAGAUGUACUAUGUUCCACAAUUAAGUCAAAUUCCUUCAUCUCUGGAUUCCAAAUCAGACACCACCAUUGAGAGCUCACACUCAGGAUCCAAUGAUGCCAUUGCUCCCGACUUCCCAGCUCAGGUGCUAGGCACAAGGGAUGAUGACCUGACAGACGCUGUGAACAUUAAACAUAAAGAGGGGAUCUACAGCAAGAGGGCAGUAACUAAGGCAUCCUUGUUUGUUGGGAAGAAACCCUUUCAGAAAGAUAAUGCAGAUGCUCAAGUUCAAGUUUUCAUCACUGGGAAUGAGGACCCCUCAGGAGAAAACCAGAAAAAGGAGAGCUCCAGUAAAAGGGCAGUGCCCGAGGCUGCCCAGUCUGAAGAAAAGGAACCCUUGCUGAAAGAUACUACAGAGUCCAGUACUGCUGCUGCUUCAGGGUACUCAACUCAACCGCAAGACUCAAAGAUUGAUAACAUACCAGCUACUAAAGCCAUUAAACAGAAAGAGGAGAUGCACAGUAAGAAGACAGUUCCUAAGGAAGCCUGGCCAGAAGAGAAGAAAUCCUUGCAAAUAGAUAUUGCAGAGUCCAGAUGUCAUUCAGAAUUUGAAAAUACUACCCAUUCUGUCUUCAGGUCAGCAAAGUUUUACUUUCAUCAUCCAGUGCACCUACCAAAUGAUCAAGAUUUUUGCCAUGAAUCCUUAGGAAGGAGCGUUUUCAUGAGGCAUUCUUGGAAAGAUUUCUUUCAGCACCAUCCAGACAAAGAAAGAGAACAGACUUUUCUUCCUCCCCCUUAUCAAAAUAUGGAAAAGACAAAGACAGAUUAUACCAGAAUAGAGAGCCUCAGUAUCAAUGUCAAUCUGGAAAACAAAGAAGUGAAGCAGACUCCUAAAAGUCAGGCUAGAGAUUAUCCAAAAUGUGACAAACAAGUUAAUGAUCCUAAAAGCGAUCAUAAGCCCACCCCAGAGCUAACAACUCAGCCCACCGUGAGUCUGAAUGAACUCUGGAACAAGUAUCAAGAGCGACAGAAGCAGCAGAAACCUCCUGAGUUCAGUGCCAAGGAAGAACUUUCCUUGGUGGAACGACUUGAUCGUUUGGCUAAACUUCUUCAGCAUCCCAUCACACAUUCCCUCCAGCCCUCAGAAAGUACACAGGAUGAUAGCAGGGGGGAGCAAGAGGUUCAGGAGUGGAGUCGUAGACAACAGCAGCAGAAGAACAAGCUUCAGAAAAAGAAACGAUAUAAAAGCCUGGAAAAAUGCCAUAAAAACACAAGCGAUCUUAAAAAAAAUAAGAUUCUUUCUACUCAUCAGCCUGGGAGGUCCAAUCAGAUUAAAAUUGAACAGAUUAAAUUUGAUAAAUAUAUUCUGAGAAAACAGCCAGGUGUUCAUUAUAUAAAUAACACUUCUUCAGAUUCUAGACACUCAGAGGAAAGUGAGCUGCUCACAGAUACUCCCAUUCUUUCCACCACCACUUCUCCUGUGGAAUCUGAUAUAUUGGCCCAAACAGAUAAGGAAGUGACUUUGCAUGAGGGAAGUAGCUCUAUUUCCACCAUUGACACUGCUCGAUUGAUCCAUGCUUUUGGCCAUGAAAGAGUUUGUCUGUCACCCAGACGAAUUAAAUUAUACAGCAGUAUCACUGACCAUCAAAGGCGGUACCUUGAGAAGCGGAGCAAGAAAAACAAGAAAGCAUUGAAUACAGGUUAUCCCCAAAUUACUUCAGAACACACCAGAAGGAAACACAUCCAGGUGACAGACUGUAUUUCUUCUGACUCUGUUUCAUCCUCUACCAGUAGUUUCUGGAGCUCGAGCUCUACCCUUUGCAGCAUGCAAAAUGUGCAUAUGUUGAACAAGGGCAUACAAGCAGGUACCUUGGAAAUUGUGAAUGGUGUCAGAAAACAUACUCGAGAUGUUGGGAUGACGUUCCCAACUCCAAGUUCCAGCGAGGCCAGAGUAGAAGAGGACAGUGAUGUGACUUCUUUGUCAGAAGAAAAAACAGAAGAGAAAAGAAUCCUUACCAGUUAUUUUGGGGACACAAAGUUAAGGAAGAACAAGCAGAGCUGCUGUGAAGGAGUUUCAUGGUUUGUUCCUGUGGAAAAUGUGAAAUCUGGUCCUAAGAAGGAAAACCUGCCCAAGUUUCAUGGCCCUGGUAUCUCCUGGUUUGCACCAAUAACCAACACCAAACCCUGGAGAGAGCCUCUUCGGGAACAGAACUGGCAGGAACAACACAUAUUCAGCCACUGCUCACUGGCAGGCCCCGGCAGACAUCCACUGAAGCCUUUUGUGAGAGCAACCCUGCAGGAGUCACUUCAGCUUCACAGACCUGACUUCAUCUCCCGCUCUGGGGAACGGAUAAAGCGCCUGAAGUUAAUAGUCCAGGAGAGGAAGCUGCAGAACGUGUUACAGAGUGAGCGGGAGGCACUGUUCAACACUGUGCAAGAAUGGCAAGGCUGCCGGAACCCCAUGCACCAGCUCCCCAAGAGAGGUUUCCUGGCUACUCAAAAGAAAAGGCCUGUUGGAAAGAAGGAAAUGAUCCAGAGGUCUAAACGGAUUUAUGAGCAACUUCCAGAAGUACAGAAAAAGAGAGAAGAGGAAAAGAGGAGAUCGGAAUACAAGUCAUACCGGCUGCGAGCCCAGCUAUAUAAAAAGAAAGUGACCAAUCAACUCUUGGGGAGGAAAGUCCCUUGGGACUGACAUGAGAAUAUUUUCCUCAGAGCCUUGGAAUUAUAUUUUAUCAUCCUGGAGGAGCACAAUCCUUACUUUAUGAGUCUGGUUUAAUAAAACUUGUCCAUGUGUAAUUGAAAA